AUGGAGUUUAAAAUUGAACAUGAGUGGAACAGCAGUCCUGUAUCACAUGACCCAGUGACAAUUUGUCUAAAGCCAGUACCAGAAGGGCUUCAAAUGGAUGUUACUGCUCCAUUCUUCAAUGAUCCAGCUGCUCCCCCUGGUCCACCUGGAAACCCUUUUCAUGGGCUAUGGGACUAUGAAGUGGUGGAAGCGUUUUUCUUAAACCAUGAUAAGGAGCAGUAUCUUGAAGUUGAACUUGGCCCACACAGGCACCAUUUGGUGUUACUUCUCACGCAACGCAGGCAUAUUUGGAAGGAGUGUCUACCACUGUCCUUUGAAGCAUCCAUAAAAGAGGUGACCUGGAGAGGCAGUGCUCUGCUGCCCUGGGAAUACUUCCCUCCUUCAGUAGACCGGUUCAAUGCGUAUGCUAUACAUGGUUCUGGCUCACAGAGAACCUAUGAGUCACUUUAUCCAGUACCUGAAAAGGAAAUACAAGUGGGUCAGCGACCUGAUUUUCAUCGCUUGGAGUACUUUAAGCCUUUUAACUUCCAUAUGUUGAUGGGGGAAGAAUGGAAACAGCCUGAAUCCAACCUCUGGAAAAUGUAA
Molecule: messenger RNA, 585 nt
Organism: Staurois parvus
Lineage: Eukaryota; Metazoa; Chordata; Amphibia; Anura; Ranidae
Source: the annotation of a GenBank genome assembly